AUGGAGGAUAAGCGGGAGACGGGUUGGGAGGAGGAGAACGGGAUGGAGAGGGGAGGAAGAGUGGAGGGAGGUGGAAAGGAGGGGGAUGGAAAGGAGGAGGGUGGAUUUAAGGGUGGUGAGAAGAGGGGUGGUGGUGCCUUGGGCGGUGGGGGCAAUGGCAGCGCGGCUGCUGAUGCUGCUGCACCAGCAGAGGGAGAUGGGAAGGGGGGUGAUGCUAAGGUGGGAGAUGAACACGGGGGGUGGAUUAGGAAGGGUGGUGAGGUGGGGGGUGAUGAGAAGGGGGGGGAGGAUGAGAAGAUGGGAGAUGAGGGGGCAGAUGUGCAAGGAGGGGUUAUCGAGGUUGUGACAACAGUGCCACCCACUGCACUGGCUGAGGCAGAAAUUGGCACCCAGCGGCACCGCGCUCUUAUCGAGUCUGCUAGUAACGAGAAUGCCCUCAUGGACCCGUCGAUUAGCCGGCAGCAGGGCGCAACUGUGGUGUCAUCAUCUCCCCUUGGAACGAUCUCUCAUAAGGGCGUUAUUGCGGUGCCAUCAUCAACCCUCGAGACGGCGUCUCACAAGGGCGCAAUCGUGGUGUUAUCAUCUCCCGAGGGCCAGGGUGCUGCUGCUGCCACCCCACACCCGUGCUCCCCCCCCCCGCCCGUUUAUCUUCACCAGGGACCGCUGCCAACAGUGGUUGGACCGGUAAGUUUUUGCUGUACGAGUUGUUAA
Messenger RNA from Closterium sp. Yama58-4, 711 nucleotides. The record is from the annotation of a GenBank genome assembly. Lineage: Eukaryota; Viridiplantae; Streptophyta; Zygnematophyceae; Desmidiales; Closteriaceae.